Molecule: messenger RNA, 2479 nt
Organism: Bombyx mori (domestic silkworm)
Lineage: Eukaryota; Metazoa; Arthropoda; Insecta; Lepidoptera; Bombycidae
Gene: P5cr
Exons: 5
Coding region: 139-981 (280 amino acids)
Biological process (GO): L-proline biosynthetic process
Molecular function (GO): pyrroline-5-carboxylate reductase activity
Source: RefSeq, a predicted model, not a curated record
UAAAAUUAAAAAAAAAAAAAAAAAAAAAGAAGGAGCGGUUGUAAGGCAAUAUUUUGCGAUUAAAUUAAUUAAUUUAAAUUGCAUACGUUAUUUAAAAUACGUUGCAAUUUUCAAUUUCCACUUUGUGCCACUAAUAAUAUGAGUAAUAAUUUUAAGAUCGGUUUUGUUGGAGGAGGGAAUAUGUCAACAGCAAUUGUUCAAGGAAUUUUAAAAAAUGAUGCUUAUCCGGCUUCAAAUAUUUGGGUUUCUGGGCCACACUUGGAAAACCUACAGAAAUGGUCACUUUUAAACACAAAUGUUAGCAUAAAAAACUCUGAUGUUGUUAACAACUGUGAAAUAAUAUUUCUAGGCAUAAAGCCAAAUAAAUUAGAAACAGCUGUGCAACAAUGUCUAAAUGGCAUAGAAUCUCUUAGUAAGAAAAAAUCAAUAUUGUUUGUUUCUAUGUUGGCUGGAAGGAAAAUAAAUGAUUUGCAGGAGGUGUUAAGUGUACUAUCUCCUUAUGCUGAUAUAAGAAUAAUAAGGAUAAUGCCAAAUACACCUAUGGCCGUAGGGGCUGGUAUAUGUCUUUACACAACGGAUAACAAUGUUUCACAAGAUCAAUGUAAAUUUUUGGAAGAUCUAUUGAGUAGCACUGCACUAUGUGAAAGAGUUGAAGAACCAACAAUGGACACACUUGGAGUUUUGACUGCUUGUGGACCUGCUUUUAUUUAUAUUGUGAUAGAAGCCUUAGCCGAUGGUGCUGUGAAGCAAGGUGUUCCUCGAGCAAUGGCAUUGCGUCACGCAGCACAGGUGGUAGUGGGUAGCGGUCAGAUGGUCUUGCAAACCGGUAAACAUCCUGGUCUAUUGAAAGAUGAAGUUUGUUCUCCUGCUGGUUCCACUAUAUGUGGUGUGACUGAGUUAGAAAAUGGAAGAUUGAGGUCUACAUUCAUAAAUGCAAUUGAAGCUGCAACAAAUAGGACGAAAGAUCUUGGAAAACGUUAAUACUCAUGAGAAAAAAUAUAUCAGAAUCUCUUUUACAAUAGAAAAAUGUUAUACCCUAUGCCCUAUUAUAUAACGUUCAGCUAUUAGCACCCUGACGAGAACAUAAUUAUUCAGACAAUGAAGGUAAAGAGGAGCAUAACAAAUUACAUCAUACAUAUUUAACACUAUAAUGGACAAAUCAUAAGUAUGAAUAAGAAAUUAAAGUAACAGGAAAGUAUUAUAUUCAGUACUAAAAUGUCAAUGUAAGUGUUUUGAAUUAUGAUUUGACGCCCACGAUUCGAACCUCAUAAUAUUAUUAUGAGUGUAAAUUAGUGUACAGUUUACCUUAAUGAGAAAGAAUACUGUGAAAUAUCUGCAUAUUACGUAUUACGUAAUUACUUAAAAAAAUAAAACGCUUUUAUUUAAUUCCUUUAAAGAUAAACUAAGAUACUCAGUUUUUUUACUUAUUAAAUCUUAUUUUAUUUUUUUAUUUGAUGUACAUCGAAAGCUUAGAUCUACAAAUUUUACCCUGGUAGGUAUUUAUAUUAACCACACAAAGAGUGGCUGGCAAAUUAGGUCAUUUUCGUAAAAUUAUCACUGUUCAAACCACUAAAAUUUGAUAAAUAAAAUGUUUUUUUUUACCCACAUGUAUGUCGUCUUGUUAAAUGUUUAAUUCUCUACAUUAAGGGCAUACAACAUUUAAAUGUUCAAUUUCAUAAGUUUAAAUCAUGAAUAUAUCUGAUUUUAUGCCUCUAAUGUCGAGAAAUACAUAUUUAUAUUAUUGUAGAAUAUAGGUACGAUAUAGCGUGCUAUUAACAAAUAUGGUAUAGAAAUAGCUAUCUAGAAGCGGCCGAGACUUAAUAAUUAAAACACCCGAUGUAAAACGAAGAUUCUUGAAGUCUCAAGUGUUGUGGCUUCGAAUUAAUUAGCUACUUAGUUGUUGUGCACACGAGCCCGGGAACUUAGCCAAUUUUUCAACUAACAGUGUCAAUCAGUAGAACUUAUCUAGUCAUCAAUGGAAAUAAUAUAGAUUUUUUAAUGUUGUAUUAGUAGUUGGUUUUAAUUACCACCGAAAAAGAAAAGACCAAGCUGCAACUAAUCUUAUUUUACAUUGUAUUUCUUAAUAAAACUUGCUAUGAUAUAAUUUGAAAUCGUUACAGAUAAGAAACUUUUACAGUUUCACUUCUCGUUUAUUGUUUGAAUAUAAAUUGAGAUUUAAUUGAUCUUCUGUUGCUGCCGUUUAUGAUCGAUGAUAGCAACUUCCAUAGACAAGGCAAAAUAAUUAAAAAUUAAAAUUUGUAGGUUUUGUCAAUUUACUCAUAGCCAUAGCAGAUACUAUUAUAUGGACGCCAUGCUUUCAAAAGUCUUAAAGAUUAUGACAGUAUUGUAUAUUUUAAAAUUUAAUAUUGAGAGAUUAAUCGUUAUAUUUUAUUUUAUUGACAACUGUGAAUCCGACUUCUGAAUUAAUUAAUUUAAGUAAUUAGAAUUAAAAUUGCCACAAUAAAAUAUUAUAAUUCAG